UCAUUGGGUAUUUCAUUGCAAUAGUGGAAGUGGUGUGGUGCUAGUAGAGCGGUGUGAUGUCUGGCCGUGGAAAGCAAGGGGGGAAAGUGCGGGCUAAAGCCAAGUCUCGCUCUUCUCGUGCUGGGCUGCAGUUCCCAGUGGGGCGGGUACAUCGGUUGCUACGUAAGGGGAACUACGCGGAGCGUGUUGGAGCUGGGGCCCCUGUGUACUUGGCUGCGGUGAUGGAGUAUCUCACUGCUGAGAUAUUAGAGCUGGCUGGUAACGCCGCCCGCGACAACAAGAAAACCCGCAUCAUCCCGCGACACUUGCAGCUGGCCGUGCGCAACGACGAGGAGUUGAACAAGUUACUGGGGGGGGUCACCAUCGCGCAGGGUGGCGUCCUGCCCAACAUCCAAGCGGUGCUGCUGCCCAAGAAAACCGAGAGCCACAAAGCGAAGGGCAAGUGAGCGCGGAUACGAGUCCCCCAAAACCAAAGGCUCUUUUAAGAGCCACCCACAAUUUCAGAAAAAGCUGGGAAUCGCUCCAUGUGCUGCGGAAAAGGGAGAUGGGGGUGCUUAAAAAAAACACUUUUCUAUUUUUUAUCCACACCUCACAAAGUUUUAGAAAUUCUGUCUUGGUCUUGCAGAUCCAAAAGCCACACACAAGAGGCUAGGGGGGAAAAUGUGUCUGUUUCUCUAGCCCUGCUCUAGUGCAAACUUUUUCUGAAACCCGUUCUGGUGUUGAACUAAUGAGAUCCCAGAACUAAAUGUGGGUGAGUGGUUGUAGCUGCUGUGAUUCCUGUAGCCCUUCCAGCCUAGAGCUUUCAACCAGACCAACCCACACCCAGGACUGAAAACAUUUCAAACUCCCCAAAGCCAGUGCCUGGUUCUCUUUGGGUUAAACCUUUUUUUUUCUGCUGUGCAGUUUUAUUGUUUUCAUCUGGGAUUCUUGUGCAGUGGUGCUUAUAAACAUCACAGUCUGAAAACAUUGGCCUAAGCAUCUUUCCUAAAAGUGCACAAAAAAUAUAGUCAAGCUAGGAAAGGAACCAGGCACCUGGGACUCAAGCUGUGUGUUUUAAGCCCUGGACCAAGGCUACCUGGUAAAGGGAAGGUGUAAUUCACAACAGCCGUGGGUCUCUGCAUUGCAAGAAAUUUGAAUUAAUUUGUUCCAAGUUUAUCUGGCUAGUUGGCAUGUUACUUGUGUUUUACUGGAUUUUAUGCAUUAUUUUUGUCAGUUGUAAGCAAAGUUAGCUGGGAGGGUUCUUGAUACUGUCAAGAUAACUAAUUACUAGGGAUAAUUAAUUGUCAGACCAGGAACUUUCUCAAGUAGUUGUUUCACUUGUCACUACUUUCAGACUGAUCAAAUCAUCUCUUAACCUUGUCUGUAUUAAACUAAAUAGAUUGAGCUCUCUGGGUCUAUCACUGGGGAGAAAAAUUAUGCUACUAUACAGAGAGUGUCUAGCCACUGUAUGCAGUCUAAAAGAUUUGCAAUAUGUCUACAGGGGAGGAAAUUUACUGUGUGGACUCAGACCAUUCACUCCUCCUAUGGUUAUUUUAGAUGUAGAAAUCUGAUCCUAAACUCUUAUGCUAGAACCUGGAACUCCAGAGUUACGAUAUGGAACCAUCCUAUAGCAAAGACAAUGAAGACCCAAUUGCAGAUCCUGAACUCUGUCUACCCUAAGUCAGUUAAAUGUAAAUGGUGUGUGCAUAUGGUGAGAGAUUUCCAAGAAUGCAGCAGGAAGAAAGGAACACAACACAGAACCCAGAGUCCACCCAAGGAAAUUAAUAUUCAGCAGGUUUAAUACAAAUAAGAGGAAGUAUUGUUUCACACAACACCCAGCUAACUCAGUGCCAUGGCAUGAUGUUCUGCCCAAAAGCAUAACUUGGGGGUCAGAAAAGAACAGAAUACGUUCAGGGAGGACAGGCCUGUUAAGGCAGCGUUUCGGAAAGGCGGCCACAGCCUCCUGGGCUGUGAGUGGGGAUGGGGGCAAAGCAAGAGCCCAUCUCCCAGGGCUGCCAGCAGGGGUUGAGUUCUGCCCCCCUCUGAAGACACAUAUGCUGGAGGUGCUGGCAGCUGUUGAAUUCCCCACUUUACUUGGUUGGAGGGCGGGGGGGAAGACUUCAGCUGGAGGACUUCAGGCUCCAUGUGUGAUGGCAAGCUCCAGCCUCAGGUUCACCAUCCCCACCACAGUCCCUGGACCCUGCUGCCUCCCUGCCCAUCUCCCCACCCAGGGUUUAAUUUGUCCCAGGGCUUGCUGGGGCUGAGUAAACUUUCUGCUGUGGAAAGUGAUACUAGCAAACAUGCAAAUAUCACUUUUGACAGCAGCAGCCUUCCUAGCUAGCAAGUCUUUUUUUAAAAGCAUCCGAAAAAACAAAACAAAAGGCAAAGACCAUGCAGAACACCGUAUUUGUGAUUCUAUUCUGUUUAGGGCCAGUAAAGAAUAGAGACAAUUGUAUGUUAUUUUCAUGACCGAGUCUG
Chelonoidis abingdonii (Abingdon island giant tortoise) is the source of this 2457-nucleotide messenger RNA. RefSeq names its product histone H2A.J-like. The record is from RefSeq and is a predicted model, not a curated record. Gene Ontology annotation, cellular component: nucleosome. Lineage: Eukaryota; Metazoa; Chordata; Testudines; Testudinidae. Gene Ontology annotation, molecular function: DNA binding; structural constituent of chromatin; protein heterodimerization activity.